Molecule: messenger RNA, 3198 nt
Organism: Acanthopagrus latus (yellowfin seabream)
Lineage: Eukaryota; Metazoa; Chordata; Actinopteri; Spariformes; Sparidae
Gene: prickle1a
Product: prickle homolog 1a
Exons: 7
Coding region: 1-2565 (854 amino acids)
Molecular function (GO): zinc ion binding
Source: RefSeq, a predicted model, not a curated record
AUGAGCCUGGCGAGUGCGGCAGUGUCGGCGGCCGGCUUCCAGGGCGGGGCACGCCAGCGAGACUUGAUGAUGGAGCACAAAGUCAGUAAGCUGACUUCUGGCUUCCAGCGCAGCUCCACCUCCGAUGAUGACUCUGGCUGUGCACUGGAGGAGUACGCCUGGGUACCGCCCGGCCUUAGACCUGAACAGGUCCAGUUAUAUUUCUCCUGUCUGCCAGAGGAUAAGACCCCCUAUGUUAACAGUCCGGGAGAGAAGUUUAGAAUCAAGCAGCUCCUCUACCAACUUCCCCCACAUGAUAAUGAGGUGCGUUAUUGCCAGUCCCUCAGUGAGGAGGAGAAGAAGGAGCUACUUAUGUUCAGUGUCCAGAGGAAGAAGGAAGCACUAGGGAGGGGUACAGUGAAACUGCUGCCCCGCAAUCUUCUGAACAGCAUUUGUGAGCAUUGUGGUGAAAACAUCAGCGGUGGAGAAAUGGCAGUGUUCGCCUCAAGGGCAGGCCCUGGGCUGUGUUGGCACCCAGCAUGCUUCGCCUGCUCUACAUGUAGCGAACUGCUGGUGGAUUUGAUCUACUUCUACCAUGAUGGAAAGAUCCACUGUGGAAGGCACCACGCUGAGCUACUCAAACCACGCUGCUCAGCCUGCGACGAGAUCAUCUUCGCUGAUGAGUGCACAGAGGCAGAGGGGCGCCACUGGCACAUGAAGCACUUCUCCUGUUUUGAAUGCGAGACAAUUCUAGGGGGGCAGCGCUAUAUCAUGAAGGAUGGCAGACCAUACUGUUGUGGCUGCUUUGAGUCUCUCUAUGCCGAGUACUGUGAGGCCUGUGGAGAACAUAUUGGUGUUGAUCAUGCUCAGAUGACCUAUGAUGGGCUACACUGGCAUGCCACCGAGACCUGCUUCAGCUGUGCCCAGUGUAAGAGCUCCCUAUUGGGCUGCCCCUUCCUGCCACACCAGGGCCGCAUUUACUGCUCCAAGGCCUGCAGUCUUGGGGAAGAUGUCCAUGCCUCCGAUUCCUCUGACUCAGCUUUUCAGUCAGCGCGCUCACGUGAAUCCCGCCGCAGUGUGCGCAUGGGCAAGAGCAGUCGCUCGGCAGACCAAUGCCGACAGUCGCUCCUCUUCUCACCCUCUGUCAACUAUAGGUUCCCUGGCUUCAGUGGGAAUGCUGAUGACACCCUGACCAACAAGCCUGCCCACAUGAACUUAUCUGAUGAGCAUUUCUGGAGAGGGCGUGGUGAGGAAGCGGAGGCACCUGAGGACCAGGAGGAAGAAUGGGCUGAGCAUGAAGACUACAUGACCCAGCUGCUAUUAAAGUUUGGGGAACAUGGGGUCUUCCAGCAAGCCAGUGACUCUAGACCCACCGAUUUCUGGAUCUCUGAAAAAGAUGUAAAGUCAAAGCAAGAGUCCUCAAAAGCUGGCAGUGGUGGUGGAGGAGGAAGGGGGAGCUUGGCUAGUAAGAAGUACCAGGCAGAAAUGUACUGGACCCAGUCACAGGAUGGGCUAGGGGAUUCAGCCUAUGGCAGCCAUCCAGGCCCAGCCAGCAGCAGAAAGAUCCAAGAGUUGGAACUGGAUCAUGGGGCUGGAGGAGGCUUCCAAGGAGAGGAGCCACAAUGGUAUAACGACUCCUUGGAAUGUAUCACAGAUGAGUUCAAGAAGACAGAUCAGAGUGUCAGAGACUCUAUGGACUCACUAGCACUCUCCAAUAUUACCGGGGCUUCAGUGGAUGGUGAUAGUAAAGACAGACCUUUGGUAUAUUCCCUGCAAGGUUUCCAUGAACUGGAGACCGAAGACUGUGAGAAAACCAGUAAUAUGGGAACCCUCAACUCUUCUAUGUUACACAGAAGUGCAACUUCCCUGAAGAGCCUUGCAUCUGAGCAGGAGGAGGUGGAGGAACAUGUUUCAAAGGAAGAGCAGUUGCCCCUUCCAGAGGAAAGACCCAAACCUCAUGUGCCUGCCCUGAGGAGGACACGUUCACAAUCUAGGCAGCAGCAAGUCAAAUUUUCUGAUGAUGUGGUGGACAAUGGCCAUUACUGCGAUCUCCCAGUGCGCCAACCACCUAUGAGUGAACGGACUCGCAGGAGAGUGUAUCACUUCGAGGAGCAGGGCCAAGAACUUAACUCUGGUCGCCACCAUCACCACCACAGGAGACAUCGCAGUCGCAAGUCACGCUCUGACAAUGCUCUUAACCUGCUGCCCAAAGAUAGGACCCAAAUGUGCUACAAAGUGGACCAUAGAGGCAACGGUCUAGGCCCCAAGGGGCACCAAGCCUUCCGUGGUCAUCCAAGUCCUGCUGCCAUGUCAGACUAUGGCUUACAAGGCCCAGCCAUGGAAAGGUUCAUGGGGCUGUAUGGGGAUGACGAUGACUGGUGCUCCACAUGCUCCUCCUCCUCCUCUGAUUCUGAGGAAGAAGGCUUUUUCCUAGGUCAGCCCAUUCCUCAGCCUAGGCCCCAUAGAUACUACUAUACUGAUGACUUGCCCAGCCCUGUGGCAGGCAUGUCCUCUCCUCCUUAUGGCCAAAGGACUAAGUCCAAAAAGAAGAAGGGGCACAAGGGGAAAAACUGUAUAAUUUCAUAAACUGUGAUUACUCUUAUCCACAGCUUUGGGUAAUGCUCUGCCACUCACCUCUGCCAUUUGUGUCCACUGUUUAAACAGUCUGCUUGCUAUAACAUAACUCACAGCACUCAGUUUAUCAAGGUGUUUGUGUAAGACACAAUUUCUUAUGCUGAAUAUUAACGUGGUAUUACAAAUUGCCAGUAGAGUAAUAAAGCGUUUUAGAGUAACACAUAUUUAUAAACCACCAUCUAAACUGUGCUUUUGUGACAGAGAAGAUAUUAAUGUAUAUAUUGUAGAAUUAAAAAAACAAAAACAAAAUGGCUAUUUUUAUACCCUUGAGCACAUGACAUGCUUUGUACCUAAAUGGCAGUAACAUUUAACUAUUGGCAGUUGGUACAGAGUCAUUUUCCCAUGAGAGUGUCAGAGAUUUAAUAACAAAUUGUCUCUGACCCAAUCUCUUCAAAUGCGUUUUCUUCCCUGCUUGUCCAAUGCUAACAUAAAAGAAACACUGUGUGUAUUAAAAGGCUUGGUUGAGAAUUGUAUUUAUGGGUCACUGUAUUGUAAGCAAAACCAUUAUAAUCUGUAAAAAUGUACAAACUGGAAUAUAAGGCUAAGAUAGAUGAUAAUUGUAAUAAAAAUAUCUAUAUAUCAUGA